Molecule: messenger RNA, 2432 nt
Organism: Mycena citricolor
Lineage: Eukaryota; Fungi; Basidiomycota; Agaricomycetes; Agaricales; Mycenaceae
Source: the annotation of a GenBank genome assembly
CUUGCCGUUACCCGUGAUUUCUUGGACGAAAAUCAAUUUGCCCUCCACAAUGACAGUCAGCACGGGGAAUCGGGAUCGGAGCACAACCGUCGCGUGAGCAGUGAUCUCUGUCCCCCCGCUCCUCAUAGGAGACGAACACGUUCCCAGACUCACGGUUCCUCCCCCGCUCUCCCCCAAACGACGAAAACGCGCACCUGAGACGCACGCAAGAUGCCCACAGUCGAUAUCACCAGCAAGGGUGGCCCAUUGACUGUAUCCUACACGAUCUCCACCCCGAAUUCGACGUUUGCCAAGACCAUCACGGACGGCCUGCCCACCGUCGUCUUUCUGCAUGCCGUCUUCGUCGGGAAAGCGUCAUUCGACGCGCAAUACCGGGAUCCUCGACUGCGCCGCUUCAACCUCAUCGCCCUGGAUUUGAGGGGCCACGGCGACACGGUGGGCGACGCAAAGGAGACUUAUGGGGUGGAGGAGGCUGCGGAUGAUGUCGCGCAGUUUCUGGAAGCACUCCGACUGCCCCCCGUGCAUCUCAUGGGCGUGAGCCUCGGGGCUAUCAUCGCCCUCGAAGUGGCAGUGAGAUACCCACAUCGUCUGCAGUCGCUCAUUCUCAACUCCUGCCCUUCCAUGGACGAGCCCGCAGCAGUCGCUGAGGGUCGCUUGGAGAUCUACACGCUCUGGGCGAACGCGUUUGAGGGUGCGCGACAGGCUGGAACAUCGGUGGACGAGGAGUUCCUGCACGAGGCCGUGUACGGCGCUCUGCAGCUGAACGUGAACAACACGGACUGCCCGUUGGUCGACCAACUGACCGAACUGUACCUCAAGCACGCCCUGCACAACUGGGACGGCGCGCAUCUGCAGUUCAGCCGGCGGGUGACCGUCACCCCGUUCGUCGACCGCCCGCGAGCGACGGUGCGCGGGAUCGCGUGCCCGGUACUGCUGAUCCACUGCGAGCACGACGUGGCGUAUCCACUAGAAGCGGCCGAGGAGAUGCGCGACGCGAUGGAGGUGGCGGGCGUCGAAGUGACACUGCACGAGGUGCCCGGCGCGUUCGCCUUGGCGCAUCUCUCGGACGCCGACGAGAUCAACGAGCUGGUCUACGAUAUGGUGUUGCAGCGCGCUCGGGAAGAAGACCUCCCUCCGGCUCCGACGACGGUCGUUUCUCCGUUCGCGGAGCUGCUUGUUCGCCAUGACAAGCGUGAUUCAGAUGACACAGAUUCGGCUUCUGAAGGUGUCCAUUGAUCCGUUACCAGCUCGCACUUUGGUCAUUAGGGGUAUACUUGGUGAUGUGAUACACAGGACUAACCGUAAAGAGCUAGCAGCGAGGCACAUUGUGAGAGAUCUGUCCAUGCUUUGGUAAUAGAGCGUGGGAAACGCAAUUGCUAUGACAUUUCACCAUCACCUCAUGUAUACAAGACCAUCCGUCUGUAUUUGUAUGACAGAGCAAACGCAACCCCACUCUUACCCGACCCUUUCUCUCUGCACGACAGACCAUGGCGUUUUCGGAAUCAGAUGACUCGAGAAUGAAUGGAUACAGCCGUGACUGCGACAUGAAAUUUGAAACUUCAGUGCAGGUGUAGCAAACGACUUGAUUCCCUUUGAACCAAUCGAUUGGUCACCCGCGGUUAUAGUCGAAGGUAAAGAUUGGAUUGCACGGCUUGAUCAGGGCCGGGACGAGUACAGAAGAAUCUACAACCUAUCGUACAAACAGCGGACUAGGAGUUGAAUCCUUCAGGUGGGUGGGCAGCCCAUUUACUGGGUGCCCUUGACGAGCAGGUAGCUGUAGGUGAUCGAGUUCUGCAUGCCGUUCAUGCCCAACUGCAGCUGGUGGCCGCAGUUGGUGGCGUCCUUCUGGCCCGCGACAACGCGGUACAGCGAGCACGUGAGCUGCGUCGAGUUUUUCUUCUGAUGAUCGUCAGUACCGUGUUUUCGGCGGAGAGGGAGAGAGAAAGGACGGACGACGCUUCCAUUGUCGUGGUAGACUGGAUGAGAGUUCCAAGUCAGUGAGCGAAACUCAGAUCAGUCCACGUCCACGCACAGUUCGCACUCAUACAGUCCCUCUGGGCCGUGCACAUGUCACCGCAGGCUGCAACGUCCGUCAGCAGCAAGUUCGCAUGAGGAAGCCAUGGCGGGCGCAUUUACCCUGCGCAGAAUCGACCAGAGCGAACGUCUCGUACGCAUUGGCCGGCUGCGAGAUUUGCACGGCGCAGGUGAGGUUCUGGAAGCCGUAGCUGUAGCCAGUCGGGGUGGCGGGCGCCGUCGCGUUUGCGUAGGGAGACGGGGCUGCGUUGGGCACGGCCAUUCCCGCAGCGCAGGCGACGAGAGCAGACAGGAGGCAGAAGACGUUGGAGAUCAUCGUAGAUAUGUCCAAUACCGGCGCAGUGGACUUGAUGGCAGAGAGGAUUCUCCACCAUUGGACCAGGGAUGGUCAGGAGAGG